AUGUCAUAUCAAACUUAUCCUUACCAACAACAACCUAGCGCAGGGGGAGGAGGGGGUUACUAUGUUCAACCUCCUCAUGAUCCAUUCCGAGCCUAUUAUGCAGAUCGAUUGAGACAACUUACGUUCAAUUCACGUCCUAUCAUUCAAGAUCUAUCGAUGAUGGCUGGAGCACAACGUGAUCAGAAUAAUUGGGAUGGGAUGAAUGCGAUUGUACAAGAGAUCGAAGAGGCUACACUUAGGGCAUUACCAACUCAGAAAUUACCAUUAUUAUAUCUCAUUGACUCGAUUUCAAAAAACAUCGGAGCACCAUAUACGACUCAUCUCUUACCGCCAAUCAUACCGCGACUUUACCUACGGACCUAUCGCGAGGUGGACGGAGUGACCAAAGCGAAGAUGGAGGAGAUGAUCAACCUAUGGAGAACUGGUGGACCCAAUAGGACGGAAUUAUAUGGUUCGGGAGUAAGGGAGCAGAUCGAGAGGGACAUAUUUGGAACUUCAUAUAAUCAUACCAACGGUAUGAAUAUGAAUGGUUUACCUAAUUUACCUAGUUUGCCGACGGUACAACAAGUUAAGAACGCUGUUCAAGGUGCGUUAGAUAAGAAACAGCGAGAGGCAGCUUCGAAGGCUUGGGAUAUGGCUACGGGACAACAAGUAAAUGCUUUAACAGGUAUAUUAAAUUUAUUAAAUUCUACAAAUGUACCUCCUCAGGAAUUAGCUCAGAUAAUGGAUCAAGUCAAAAGUAUGAAUGGUCAACCACAAUCUCAACCUCCCCAACCACAACCACAACCUCAACAAGUUUUCACUCCGAUGAACCAACCUGUUACGCCCAACUGGGGUGUUCCACCACCUCAACAAGCCAUUCCACCAUUCCCCCCUCAUUCAAGUAGAAUACCACCACCGCCCGCUGCGGGGAGACCACCAUUCGUACCUAGACCAACGCCUACACCCCCUCAGGCGAGUCUAAAUACUCCUUUACACAUGGCCGGAUCGACUACACCUAUUCCAAUAUCCAAUCCAGUAGUACCGCUUCCUGUCCAACUGCCAACAAUGGCCAACUUACCUAUCGACGUCAGCAAAAUCCUAAACAGCUUGAAUCAAUCUGGUGUGGUAGGUCAAUCGAAGACUCCCGAACCUCAAGCUCAACCCUCCACUCCUACUUUAUCGCAAGGUGUACAACAGAAGCAGCAGCAGCAGCAGAAGCAGCAGAAAUCGAGUUUGGAGGAAUAUGAAGAUAUGAUCAUUGGUUUAGGAGUAUCACUAAGAUCAAUUGAUCUUAAUGCCCCUCAUAUCCUCUCUCUUGAACAUCUACCCCAACGAUGUAAACAAUGUGGCAUGCGAUUUGCCAGUGACGAUAAUGCGAAAUUCCAAUCUCAUAUGGAUUGGCAUUUCAGAAGGAAUAGGAAAGAACGUGAAUCCGCUGGGAGAGGUUCUCGGAGACGUUGGUUACCAAGAGCAGAAGAAUGGAUAAAUGAUACCUACUCCUCUUCAUCGGCUGAAGCUGGACCAUCUACCAAUCCCAUGUUGAACUCGCCUGGUAAAUCCGCUUCGACAACCAUGACAAUCUCAGCAGAGAGGUUACAGCAAUUAAGAGAGAAAUGGAUCAAAGUACCUUCAUCUAAUGCAAAGGCCAACUCGGUCUGUCCGGUAUGUAAAGAAUCGUUUGUGAAAGAGUGGUCGCAGGAUGAAGAAGAGUGGAUAUGGAAGAAUGCUCUGAAUAUCAAUGGAACCAUAUACCAUGCGACGUGUCGAGCCGAACAAUUAUCAGCGAUGAGAAGAUUGAAAGGUUCCGAUCCGAAUAAACGAAGUACGAGUGGAAGUCCUAGACUUACACCUCAACCUUCUGAGCAGGUAAAAGCUGAAACUACCAAUACCACGACGUCCUCACCUCAGAUGAACGUUAAGAGAAAGGCAGAAGAAGAAGGAGAAGCGGGAGGACAGAAAGGUGAUGAUGAAAAGAUGAAUGAUGCUGUGGGCUCAGAGAAUAAGAGAAUAAAAGUUGAACAGGAACAAGAACAAACAACCGGAUCGGUUGCUCAAUCGCAACCAAAUCGACUUGGGGAUAAUGUUACUCCAGUGACAGUAUUGAGUGAUAUACCGAAAGUGCAAGUCAAGGAAGUAGAAGUGGGAGUGAAGGUUGAACAGGAAGAGGAGAAAGAAAAGAUGGAUGAUCAACUAGCGAGUAAUUUGGAGAAUAGUGGAAUAGUGUGA
Molecule: messenger RNA, 2208 nt
Organism: Kwoniella mangroviensis CBS 8507
Lineage: Eukaryota; Fungi; Basidiomycota; Tremellomycetes; Tremellales; Cryptococcaceae
Exons: 5
Coding region: 1-2208 (735 amino acids)
Biological process (GO): termination of RNA polymerase II transcription
Cellular component (GO): cytoplasm; mRNA cleavage factor complex
Molecular function (GO): RNA polymerase II complex binding; mRNA binding
Source: RefSeq, a predicted model, not a curated record